CACACCACUCCCAGGAGCACAGUGAGAACAUCAAAUAGACAAACACGUAGACCGGCAUAUCUUGAAGACUACGUGACUGAAAACUAAUAUAAAUGUUUGCCAUGGCAUAUGGAUCAGAAGUUGACAUUCAGGACAUGGACAACAUCACCGCCCUGAUGGAGCAAACAAUUGAGUGCAUCAGCGAAGUACAUCCUGAAUUUAUGCAAAAACAAAAAUUCCAUAUGUUGCUGCACUUACAGGAUGACAUGAGGAACUAUGGACCACCUAUUGGUUUCUGCACUGAAAGAUUUGAGGCAUUUAACUCCAUCAUCAGACAAUUGAAUAUCUUUUCCUACCGCCAAGCCAGUAGCAAAGAUAUAGGAGAAAAAUUUGCAAAGCGCCACCAACUUAAGUUCUUGAUCAGUGGGGGAUACUGGAAGAAUGGCAGCAACAGGAGAUGUGCUUCAAAAGAAUUGAUCCAAAUAACCCAGCAGCCAGCUUUUCAGAAAUUUAUGUACCAGGUGGAACCAAAAGCAUCAGGCUUAAUGCACAAGGAAAUUUACCAGCCUGGAAGCCUACGUCUGGGAAAUUGCAAAAAUGGAAAGAUGCGCAUUGUCACUGUAGACAUUCUGCCAACCACACAGGUCACAGUUCAAGAAGAUAUCAACAUGCAGAAUGUGAACUUGCAACCAAAGUGCAAAGAAUUCAAAGCAUGUGUCGCACAAGACAAGAGUCUUAUACAUAAAGGAGACGUUUUUGCAUACUACAACCGUAACAAUGAGGCUUGCUUUGGAAAAUUUUGCACAUCAGUACAAUUUUCAUUGGAUGGUGUUACAGAAAAUUGGGUGCUACUUGCAGAGUUCAAAAAGAAGAUUGAUGAUAAUGGCAAUAUAGUAUACGGGAAAUUCAGAUCACCGUUGCUUGAAGAAACAGAAACAAAAAGAUUGAUACCAUCUACAGCCUUGUUGGAGAAAGUAAGUGUGGUACAUAACUGUGACUACCAAUGUGGAUUUGUGGAUGCCGAGAUGCCUGUUGUAGAGGAAAGAGAAGUUACCAACAAAGAUAAGCAUAUAUUUGAACAUGACCAAUCUAACAAAGUACACAUGUUAAUGUUCCCUCCGAGCAACAACGUGGCGUCGUUGACAGGUCGUCAUUCCCAUUAAAUGGAACUUCGGCGGGAAAAUCCAAUAUGACGCGUAAUACGAACCCUACGUGUUUUCGUUGCCUUAGACCAGGACACUUCGCGAGGGAUUGUAGAGCAGCAAACACAACCCGAACAGUUACAUUCAAUGGAGUGCAACCAGGAACACUUGCACAACAACCAGCUUCCCAAUGAAUGGGAGAAAGAUAACUUUAUAAAUAAUGUAACCAUGGAAAAUUUUAAAUCAGGGGAGUCGUUGAAUUGUGUUAAUAGUUUUGUUAAUGUUGAGAAAUUGGACAUAAACUCGAGUUCAAAAGUGAAAGGUCGCUUACGAGAAAAUAUUUCAUUCUGGGAAAGCAUUGGUGCAAACAAUUGGGUACUAAAAAUUAUUCGGGUAGGGUAUUCCCUGCCAUUCAUUGACAUGCCUAAACAAGUGACACUAGCUAAUCACAACAGUGCACUUGGGGCAUCUAACUUUGUGUCAAAAGAAAUUGAGAAACUUUUAUUGUCAGGAGCAUUGGUCGAAGUUAAAGAACAGGAGGUGACAGUGUGUAGUCCAUUGGGAGUUGUGUAUAAUCGUUCUGGGAAACAUAGACUGAUUUUAGACUUGCGCUAUGUAAACAAGCACUUGCGAUCUUGUAAGUUCAAGUAUGAGGAUAUUCGAACAGCAACAACCCUAUUCACCCAAGGGGACUGGUUUUUCAAGUUUGAUUACACCAGUGGUUAUCACCACAUAGAGAUUUUUCCUCCCCAUACCACUUUUCUUGGUUGUUCGUGGAAAGUUAAUGGAUCUCAAAAUUUUUUUAAAUUUACUGUCUUCCCAUUUGGCCUAUCGACCGGUCCAUAUGUAUUUUCGAAGAUACAACGAGUUUUAGUGAAGCACUGGAGAGGGAAAGGUAUUAGAAUCUUUACAUACCUUGAUGAUGGUGCUGGAGCUGAGUCUAGCAAAGAGGAAGCUCAGAAAACAUCUAUGUUGGUGCAGCACGAUGUGGCACAGAGUGGGUUUGUAGCCCAUAACGACAAGUGUCAAUGGGAACCCUGUCAGUCAGGCGAGCUGCUGGGCUUUAUUAUGGAUCUGCAGUCAGGUACAUUU
Molecule: messenger RNA, 2213 nt
Organism: Dendronephthya gigantea
Lineage: Eukaryota; Metazoa; Cnidaria; Anthozoa; Malacalcyonacea; Nephtheidae
Exons: 6
Coding region: 93-1142 (349 amino acids)
Source: RefSeq, a predicted model, not a curated record